GGAUCUUGUUGCCAACCAAUGAAUACACUUCCGCUUUUCACGCGCUCUCGGGCUGGCACAUUGAUAAGAGCAGCCAGGUUCGCCUCUGUUAGGCCUUGGCUGAAAUAACCGCGCCCCGGCCGGGCUUCUUCGAGCGGCUCAUGUCUGCUUUUACCCGACGCGAGGCGGAGCCGCCCUCUGGGCUAAUGGCAAAACAAGUGCGCCUAGUUACAUGUGGAAAAGGCAUGGCGUGGCUGUGGCUCCCGAAGCUCGUCUUCUCCUCGCCGCCUCCCGGGAUCUGGGGCAAGAAGAAGGGGCUGGGAACGAGCGCAGGAGAGCCGCGCCUGCGCACUACAGACCUCUGCCCCCUCCCCCUUCGAAGCCGCCACAAAGCGCGAGUGGAUGUUGCAUGAGGGCUUAGUGAAGCGUAAGCCGCCCAGGGAAGCCGGUUGCCAACGUCUGACUGGAGCCCGGAGGAGAGGGAGGGAAGGAGCAGCAGCAGUCGUCGACUCUUCCUUGACUUGACCCGCGCGCACGAGCAUCAGAACAACAACACAGCCCCUCUAGCGCUCCUCUUUCUGCAUCUCCCUCUUCACCCACCGCGCUCUUCCAUGCAGUUGCUCGCUAUCUGACUGCUGCUCUCCACAUUGGCUGCUCCUCCGUGCCCGUCUGUUUUGCAAAGGAGGAAGAAAGGCGGGAGCAACACGUUGUUCGAAGCGCGGACUCUCGGCGCUGCUCCCACCGAACUUGCCACGGGGAUUGGAAGCAACUUUGCGGCUAGUCGGGUUACUAAUUGGCGCUCUCCCUGUUUCUCUCUCUUUCCGAAGAGAACCCCUUGCUACUAGCGCAGCUCCCUGAACUGCGAUCCUUCCUGUCAGCCCGAGCGUUCUCUGCUGAUUUUUGCAAAGCUCUUCCAGCGCUUGGGUUGCAGGCAGCAACCUGUUUACGGCGAGGUGCUUGAAGAGGAGCGCGAUUCCGCCUUUCGCAAUUGAGGCAAGCAAAGCGAAUGGAGCGCUCUCCUAGCCUUUUCCCAGCGAUCGCUCUUUGCAAGCAGGCAACCGGCUAAUGGCAAUCUCCAGAGGAUGCAACGCAGGCAACCUCAAGGCAACCGUCGCUGGAAAAGGCGGAGCGCUGGCUGGGAUAGGCGGGUGGGUGUAUGUUCCAGCAGUGCCGCUUUCACUGGCUACAUUCAUCAUCGGAGACGUGGUUGAUGCAACUUUUCAUAGUCUGUCCCACUCCCGAGAGGCUGAAGUGGCCGCGGGAGAAAAAUCCCUCGCCUGGACAAGGAAGAGUCUUUUUUCCUUCUAUUUUAUUUUCUUCUCUGUGAGGUUUGGUUCCUCCUCUCUCUCGGUGAUCUUGGAUACAUCUGGCGAGGACAUGACUGGAACUUGAAGCCUGUCGAGGCGUGGGAUGGGGGAAACCAGAAGCAAAACUCAGUAUCAUUUAUUGAUGACUACUCUCCGGAUUACUUCUCAUCUUUGUACUUGGUGUGGCUUAGCUUAUUGGUGAAAUGUGCCUAAGUGGCAACCUCACCAGCGUGGGCAGCUGCUGUUUCUAAAGGAGCCUUGGAGGGCACCCAGGUUUCUUCCUGACCAUGCAUCCUCUCAAGCCACACUUUGGCUUGGCUUGGCUUCUGGCCACUCUGUCUUCCUUUGCCCAAGUGGCUUUGCCCCAGGCACCACUGGAAGGAGAUGGGCUUGAGUGGCCAUUGGACGUUGGAAGAAAGAGCAAGGAGUGUGGAUCGUGGUGCCGGGUGGCUUCUCUACUGCCCCAGCAAGUAGCACCCAGACAAGAAGUUGUCUGGCCUAUGGGGGGAAUCCCGUUAGGAAUUGUUGCCCGGACUUCCUUGAAGAAAGAGCAUUUAGGUAGAUACAAAGCUGCAGCUAGAACCCUGCAGGACUGGGUCCCACUGGAGGAUUACAUUGGUGCCAGGGACUGGACUGAGGCUCAGAUUACUCCCCAUGGAGCUCAGGCUCUGAAACCAGGACAUCAGACUGAGGGCCCUUUGGAAGAACAUGUCGAAAGCAAAUUGAAUGAAGAUCAUUCCGUAGCCUUCGGGACUGGGAAAUACUUGGAUCUCCAUAAGGUUGAAGUACAGGAGAACGGGCUCAGGAGAGGCAGAGUAGGAAUUAGCCUCAGGAGGCAUACAAGAAGCAAGCGGGGAGUUGGUGAACCCCAGGUCAAAGGGAGAGCAGGAAAACUAAUGGCUUCCAAGAACAGCCAUCUUCUCAGAAGUUUCAAUAACUCAGUGAACAGUCAAACAACUCCUGCUAAUGUGAUAGAGAAGGAUAUUCCCCAGUCCCUGCCCUUGAAUGGAUCUGCUGUUCAUGUGGGUGAAAGGGAUGCUGGCACCCACAGGAAUGGUACAUUCCGGCCAGCCCGGGUCAAGAACCCUUUUUACCCACUGACUGAAGAGUCUUAUGGUGCCUAUGCGGUCAUGUGCCUGUCAAUAGUGAUCUUUGGCAUUGGGAUCAUGGGUAAUAUGGCAGUGAUGUGUAUAGUGUGCCACAACUACUAUAUGAGGAGCAUCUCCAACUCCCUACUGGCCAACCUAGCCUUUUGGGAUUUUCUCAUCAUUUUUUUCUGCUUGCCUCUGGUGAUUUUCCAAGAACUCACUAAAAAGUGGCUGCUAGAUGAUUUCUCCUGCAAAAUUGUACCAUACAUUGAGGUAGCAUCUCUUGGAGUAACUACCUUUACAUUAUGUGCCCUCUGUAUAGACCGCUUCCGUGCUGCCACUAAUGUGCAGAUGUAUUAUGAAAUGAUUGAAAACUGCACAUCCACUACUGCCAAACUGGCUGUUAUAUGGGUUGGGGCUCUCCUGUUGGCACUUCCCGAGGUGGUUCUGCGCCAGUUAACUAAAGAAGACUCUGAAAUCACCGGAAGUCCUCCCGUGGAACGGUGUGUUGUAAAAAUCUCUCCUCACUUACCUGACACCAUCUACGUGUUGGCACUCACAUACGAUGGUGCAAGACUCUGGUGGUACUUUGGCUGUUACUUUUGCUUGCCGACGCUUUUUACAAUUACGUGCUCAUUGGUGACUGCAAGGAAAAUCCGAAAGGUGGAAAAGGCUUGUACCAGAGGAAACAAGCGGCAAAUUCAACUGGAAAGUCAGAUGAACUGCACAGUGGUGGCUUUGACCAUUUUGUAUGGUUUCUGCAUCAUUCCUGAAAAUAUCUGCAAUAUUGUCACUGCAUACAUGUCCACAGGGGUGUCACGGCAGACUAUGGACCUCCUGCACCUCAUUAGUCAGUUCCUGUUGUUCUUUAAAUCCUGUGUAACUCCAGUACUCCUUUUCUGUCUUUGCAAGCCGUUCAGUCGGGCCUUUAUGGAAUGCUGUUGCUGUUGCUGUGAUGAAUGCAUUCAGAAGUCUUCAACAGUGACAAGCGAUGAUAAUGACAAUGAGUAUACUACAGAGCUUGAACUUUCUCCUUUCAGUACUAUACGUCGUGAAAUGUCUACAUUUGCUUCUGUUGGAACUCAUUGUUAAUUCACCCUUUGGUCGGCGUUCAGACCCAACUUACAAAAUCAGUUUUUCUGUUGACUUUGGAAGGAGACUUGGGUUUUACUACUUGAUCGUAUUUCAUUUUUAAAAAUCUUGGGGUGUUUUUUUUGCGGGGGGAGGAGUAAAUAAAGUCCAUAAGACAUACUGUAAGCUGGUUUGCAUAUUAACAUAUUUGCUUUGAAAAAUAAUUCUGUUAGUCAUUAAAAAAAGAACUACCAACAUGAAGUUUUAAAUCAUUGCAUUUGGUAUGGUGCUAGUAUUUUUAUGUAUUAAGGGAAGGGAAAAACAAUCCCCUUUGUAUUAUUUAAUUUACUGCUAGUUUUAUUUUAAAUAAUUAUUGCAAAUUGCAUACAUGCAUAAUCCAGCCUACAUUAAGCACUUCUAUAGUUUGUUUUGUACAGCACUUAGUUUUUUGGAUGUUCAACAGAUAUUAAUAAGUUCCAUUGGUUUCAGUGGGAGAAACGAAGCACAUGCUUAAUUCUUCCAUUAAAAUCCAGAGAGUGAGGGAGGUUAAAAGUGCUUAACUUUAGCUGGAUUGUGCUCCUUGUAUCCCCCCCCCCCGCCCCUGGUUUUAUGCAAAAGAUGUGGUUUGAAUAUCUGACAGUAGUUUUAAGCCCAUUUUAUGUAAAUUAAUGUGAGAUUAUUUGCAUUUUGAAAAUUAACAGAUUAGCAUAACAUAAAUGUUUAUCUUUGACUGAAUUGUCAACCAGCAUUUAAGAGUCACACCAAAUUAGCUGCAAUGCUAUAUGCACUUACCUGGGAGUAAGGCCCAUUGAACUCAGCGGGACUUACUUUUGAGUAGGCAUGAAUAGGAUUGUGCUGUAUAUUUAUAUAAAAAUUCCGAUUAUAAGGAAAGCAAUUGUUUUCUUUAUAUUAAUUUGUAUAUAUUACAAUUAUAUACAGAUUUACAAAUGAACUAAUCUUGAGUAUGCCUUUCACAUCAUACCCUUGAUUGUCUUCACAAUGCCCCAUUACAGGACUGGAUGCAAAGGUGCCAUGUAUUCAGGUUCUGCAACAUAUGUGCUUAAAACUGUGCUGGGUCUUCUCCCCCAUCCUGCCUAUAUGAUGGACAGGAACAAUUUGAGUAGUAUGAAUAUGACGAUUUAUAUACCGCUUUUCAACAAAAGUUUUCAAAGCGGUUUACAGAGUUAUAAAUAAAUAAAAUGGCUCCCUGUCUCCAAAGGGCUCACAAUCUAAAAAAGAAACAUGAUAGACACCAGCAACAGCCACGGGAAGGAUGUUGUGCUGGGGAUGGAUAGGGCCUGUUCUUAUGUUGCUCUCCCCCUGCUCAGUAAGGAGAAUCACCACUUUAAAAAGGUGCUUCUUUGAUCAGUUAGCAAGAGAGUUAGUACAGGCUACCUAGUCAUGCGGCUGGCUUCUCUUGUAUCAACACUUGCCCUUUGGGGGACCUUCUAGUUGUGUGCUGUUACACUGAAUGGAAAGCUGGGGCAUAUUUGCACAACAGCUGCCCACUCUUCAAUGUCUAAAGGAAAUACUUAUGUGGCUAAAAUGGAUCCCAUGAUGUUUUGGUGUACAAUGUACAGUCAGAAGGUUUGGUAUUUCUAUGAUGGAUACUCUUUAACAUGUAGAUGUAUGCUGAGUUAUUGUGUUCUAUUUUAUCCAUGGGAUUCAACUCACACCUGGGAGUAUUACCUGUGACGCUAUUUGUUUCUUUAUACUAUGUUUUCUACCCUAAGGGUAUGCCCUUGGUCUGCGUGUGUAGCUCCUGCGUAAGUGACAGUACCACUGUGGGGGUGGGGGGGAAGGUGUGGUAAGAUUUUGCCACAGAAUUAGUGACAAUAAAAUUUGAAGGCUUAA
Messenger RNA from Hemicordylus capensis (graceful crag lizard), 5299 nucleotides. It is a transcript of the gene GPR37, whose product is annotated as G protein-coupled receptor 37. Gene Ontology annotation, cellular component: signaling receptor complex; plasma membrane. The transcript is spliced from 2 exons. The record is from RefSeq and is a predicted model, not a curated record. Bases 1574 to 3466 code for a protein of 630 amino acids. Gene Ontology annotation, molecular function: G protein-coupled peptide receptor activity; prosaposin receptor activity. Lineage: Eukaryota; Metazoa; Chordata; Lepidosauria; Squamata; Cordylidae. Gene Ontology annotation, biological process: positive regulation of MAPK cascade; adenylate cyclase-inhibiting G protein-coupled receptor signaling pathway.